AUGUUCAUCACAGAGGAGAGUGUGACUGUUGGAGAGUGCCGGGACAUGUACGAGGACGAAUCGCCACCUGCUCAAAUCCCUCCGCCACUCAUCGAUGUAAGUGUUCCCGACCAGAUCACCGAACAAAACCCUUCGCCACACGGCUCUCUGCCAUUCGUCGACAACACUCCACUGGUCCCGACGCCGCUGGUCAAGCCGAUCCCGUCCCCGCUCGUCGACUUGACUCGACCGGACUUGACCACACACUCCCACGACUCCCUGCGAUUCGUCGACAAGACGCCGCUCGUCCCGACGCCUACGCCGCCGACGCCGACCAAGAGACGCACGUCACCGAUAGGCUCGCCGCAGUCAGCACCGCUCCCAGCGACUCGUCGCUUGUCCACGAUGUCCCCCGACGCCGGAACUACCUCGCCCCCGCCCGCCGUCGCUGCUCACCGCCCGACCCCGCCCACCGCCGCCGCUCGCCACCCAACCCCGCCCCCACAAAGGUACGUUCUGACGCCGCCCGACUCGUCACAUACACUCGACUCGCUGCUUGCACGGCCUGACUCGUCACCGACGCCUUGUGACUCGUCGCCUUGUGACUCGUCGCCAACGUCAUGCAUCACAACGCUGCCGCCUCCGGGUUUCGACAUCAUCCUGCCACCGAAUCGCCCUGCCACGCCCGGUGUCCCGAUGCCGACGCGACGCCUGAUUGACGCACCGCCACCCGGAUUUGACGCCAUCAUGUCGCCGGACUGCCCGGCCACAUCACCGCCAACCGCACCCGUUGACGCCGCGACGCCCCGCCAGCACACUCCACAAGCCACGAGCGUGACCAAGACCCAGGCCGCGCAGCCCUCCGCCCAACCAACACCGACCGCUAAGCACCAGCCUGUCAGCGAGGCCGAGCACAGCCCGCGCCUGCUGCCCGCCCGCAACGAGCCGCCAGACCGCAGUCACCCCACCAGGCGGCCGGCACCUUGGCCGCCGCCGAUCCAGAGCCGCUACCGCCACCUGCCGCGAGGGACAGCUGGUGGGUUGCCACCUCCAGGUUAG
Bacillus rossius redtenbacheri is the source of this 1038-nucleotide messenger RNA. RefSeq lists its product as uncharacterized. The transcript is spliced from 3 exons. The record is from RefSeq and is a predicted model, not a curated record. Lineage: Eukaryota; Metazoa; Arthropoda; Insecta; Phasmatodea; Bacillidae. The coding region runs from base 1 to 1038 and encodes 345 amino acids.